This is a messenger RNA of Rotaria sp. Silwood1, 891 nucleotides long. The record is from the annotation of a GenBank genome assembly. NCBI's taxonomy places the organism in Eukaryota, Metazoa, Rotifera, Eurotatoria, Philodinida, Philodinidae.
AUGCUACUUUUAUUUGCUAUACCAUCAACUAUAUGUGCUCUAUAUUUUAUCUAUAAUGUUAUCAGGAUUCCAACAUUUCGUAAAAGAUUUCAAAAUCAAACAUUAAUUAUUCUUGUUUGUAUUAUUUUAUUGGAUAUAGUUUUGAAUAUUUCAAUAACAAUGAGUUUUUAUGCUCGUGGUUAUGUUGGAAUUCAAACUCAAAGUUUUUGUUAUUAUUGGCAAUUUAUUGAUUAUUCAUUCACUAGUCUUGUUAUCUGGUCUAAGGCAAUAUUUACAUUUGAACGAUAUAUUCUUGUAUUUUAUCCAAAUCUUCUUCGUUCUCAACGAAAACGAUUGAUUUUUCAUUAUGCACCACUUAUAUUAAUAUAUAUAUAUUUAAUUCUAUUCUAUCUAUUCAAUAGUUUCCUUUAUACAUGUCGUAAUAAACCACAGUAUUAUGCACAUUUAUGCGGUACUCAAUGCCUUGAUAACCUGAGUGGUUUAUCAACAUUUAAUUGGAUAUUUAAUAUAUUAUUUCCAGUGUUUGUAAUUAUAUUUGGAUCACUUCUUUUACUCAUACGUGUUUUAUGGACACGACGUGAAAUGCAAAGAAAUUUAAGAAAUUGGUCAAAAAAUUGGAAAAUGAUUGUACAACUGUUAGGCAUUGUUUCUAUGUAUAUGUUUGUUUGGUUACCUCUAUCAAUCGUUUCAUUAAUUACUAUAUUGUCUCAAUCUGUUCCAUUUGUUUUUAGUAGCAUUGAAAAUUAUUUAUAUUUUUCAAGUUAUCUAUGUGAAAUGUGUGUACCCAUGGCAGCUUUAUUUCUUGCACCUGAAAUUAUACAAAAGUUACGUCGACAUAGGCCAUCUAGUAUUAUGGAUAUUGCAUCUGUAACUGUGGCUCAACACUUAUAA